This is a messenger RNA of Tricharina praecox, 4275 nucleotides long. RefSeq lists its product as uncharacterized. The transcript has 5 exons. Gene Ontology annotation, cellular component: endoplasmic reticulum exit site; COPII vesicle coat. Bases 178 to 3978 code for a protein of 1266 amino acids. Gene Ontology annotation, molecular function: structural molecule activity; protein binding. The record is from RefSeq and is a predicted model, not a curated record. Gene Ontology annotation, biological process: intracellular protein transport; COPII-coated vesicle cargo loading; endoplasmic reticulum organization. Lineage: Eukaryota; Fungi; Ascomycota; Pezizomycetes; Pezizales; Pyronemataceae.
UGCUCACUCGCCGGAUCUCGAAUACAACCCACAUCCCCUCAUUGCAUCGCAUCUUUCCUAUCAACUUUCUCCCAGCAUUACCCAAACGACCGUGGCCCAACCGCAAGAACCCCGGCCAAAGUUAUCUUCCAGUCACGACUUUACGACUCCCCCGCAACUGAGUGUACCCUCCAGAGCAUGGCCAAAAUAAGAGAUAUCCAACGCACAGCGGCCUUCGCGUGGGCCCCAGAUACGCAACCCUUCAUCGCGACAGGUACCCAGGCGGGUGCUGUCUCAGCAGACUUUUCGGACAACACCCAGCUGGAGCUAUGGGAUCUCGACUUGGGGGGUAAUUCCCAGGCAGAGCUAUCACCAGUAGCCGCAGUGAACACAGACUCGAAGUUCUACGAUAUCGCUUGGGGCCGGUUGGGCAACGAUAAACCUAGGGGCAUAAUCGCCGGCGCGCUAGAGAACGGCUCCCUGGACCUCUGGAGUGCCGACGCUCUGCUCAACAACUCCGGAGACUCCUUGAUUUCGCAAACGAAAAAGCAUAGCGGCGCCAUCAAGUCGUUGCAAUUCAAUCCUUUCAAAUCAGAACUCCUGGCAACGGCCGGCGAAAAGGGGGAGCUCUACGUAUGGGAUCUCAACAACACCGACAACCCCUUUAUGCUGGGCAAUAAGGUGGCUAGAGCGGAUGACUUCGACUGCCUAGACUGGAACAAGAAAGUUCCGCACAUUCUGGUUACUGGCGGGAGUGGGGGAUUUCUUACGGUGUGGGAUGUUAAGCAAAAGAAGGAGUCGCUCACUCUCAACAACCUCAACCGCAAAGCUGUCAGCGCAGUGGCGUGGCACCCGGAACAGCAGACCAAGCUUAUCACCGCCGUUCCAGAUGACCAGAAUCCCGUCAUCCUUCUCUGGGAUUUGAGGAACUCGAAUGCGCCUGAACGAACUCUUACUGGACACAGUGCUGGCGUUUUGUCACUCUCCUGGUGCGGACAGGACAGUGACUUGCUCCUAUCGUCUGGAAAGGACAACCGGUCUAUCUGCUGGAACCCGCAAACUGGUGAGAUGUUGGGUGAAUUCCCGGUGGUCACCAAUUGGACAUUCAAGACAACCUUCCAUCCCCGCAACCCCACCUUCAUCGCCACUGCAUCCUACGACGGCAAAAUUGCCAUCCGGACAUUACAGAACACCAACCCGCAAGUGGAUACCGGCGCACCUGCCACUGCCGAUGAUGAUGAUUUCUUCAGUAGGGCCAGCAACGCGCAGACUUCGUCGUUUACCCUAGGACAGACUCCUAAGUGGUUGAAGCGUCCCGCCGGUGCGACUUUUGCCUUUGGCGGUAAGCUGGUUAGCUUUGCCAGCUCGGCGCCGCACCAGUCGACGGUUAAAAUUUCCACUGUCGCGAUCGACUCCGGCGUGAGUGAUGCGACGGAGCGUUUCGAAAAGGCGAUUCAGGAGGGAAAUCUUGCUGCUAUCUGUGACGAGAAGGCCCAAGAUGCAAAGUCGGAGGAGGAGAAGUCGGAGUGGCAGGUGUUGAAGGCGUUGUUUGACGUCAAUACCAAGGAGAAGUUAGUAGAACACCUUGGAUUCAAGGCGGAAGACAUAUCGACGCCAAAACUGGAGAAGUCAGAAGGCGAGACCGAGGAGAAGGCAGAAGAUGAAGAUAAGGCGCAUGCUCGGAAAGAGAGCAGACUGUCUUCUUUCUUUGCCGAUGGAGAUGACUCGGAGAACUUUUUGGCCGGCUUGUCCAUCCAGUCGACUCAGACGGCCAGGACGAACAACCCGUUCCGGAUAUUCACUGGUGACGAAACCGACGCCGACAAGGCCAUCACCAAGGCUGUAGUUUUGGGAGAAUAUGACAGGGCUGUCGAUAUGUGUCUGAAGGAAGACCGGAUCUCGGAUGCAUUCAUGCUUGCUAUUUGCGGCGGGGACAAGUGCAUUGACAAAGUUAAGGCUGCGUACUUCACCAAGAGGCACGAUGGUCCUAACUACCUCCGUCUGCUGGCUUCCGUCGUUGGUAAGAACAUGUGGGAUAUUGUUCACAACGCGGACAUUGCGAACUGGAAGGAGGUUAUUGUUGCACUCUGCACCCAUGCCGACGAGAAGGAGUUCAAUGAUCUCUGUGAGGCGCUGGGUGACCGCCUGGAAGAUGAAUAUCGGGCCAAGAACGAGGCUGAGCUCCGUGCGGCUGCUUCGCUCUGCUACCUGGCUGGAUCGAAGCUCCACAAGCUCAUCAACAUCUGGAUUAGUGAGUUUCAGGAAGGGGAGCGGGCUGGCUUACAAGAGGAAUCCGAGGACUCCACGUUCUCGGUCCACGCGAAAUCGUUGCAGAAUUUCAUUGAAAAGGUUACUGUUUUCCGGGAGGCUGUCAAGUUCGUCGACGAGGAGAAGUCCCUUCCGUCUGGGUGGAAGCUCAACUCACUUUACGAGAAAUACUGCGAGUAUGCCGACAUUGUCGCCUCUCACGGUCAGUUGAGCAUCGCCGGGAAAUACCUGGAUCUUUUGCCUCAAGAUUAUCCUGCCGCUAUGGUUGCAAGAAACCGCAUUAAGCAGGCUACUACAACUAAAGCUACUGCCACCACCGCCACCACCACCGCCGCCACCACCACCACCACUACUGCUGCUGCUGCUGCUGCUGCUGCGGCUCGCAAGCAACCAGUACCUGCUACAACUGGAUACAGACCGACACAACCCUUCAUGUCCACACAGCAGUCGACCAUGCAAAAUGCAUACGCUCCGCCAACUACAGCUCCUGCUGCAACGAACCAGUACAUGCCACCCGCCUCAAACCCAGCCCAAUCCAACAUGUAUGCCCCGGCCGGCCAGCAGUCCGCCUACAAGAGUCCUUACCAGCCCACCAUAACUGCCCCCACUGGACCGUACACUCCUCAAUACCCAGGGUCCACAUUCACCCCAGCCGGAAUGGCCCCUCCACCCAAGCAGUUCGCCCCGCCUCCCUCGGCUCCACCCAAGCAAGGAGCUACCGCCAACUGGAACGACACCCCCGAGGUCAUCAGACCGGCUAGGAGAGCUGUCACACCUGCGGCACCCCCGGCGCCCAGCACGUCGCCGUUCCCGGGAGCUCCGCCAGUCUACACCCCGCCCCAGCCUGGCGCGCCAUGGGGUGCUCCUCCUCCAAGGGCGACUCCUCCACCACCCCCUAAGGGUGCUGCUCCUCCCAACCGAGUGCAAUCUCCUGCCGGGCAGAUUAGAUCCGCAUCACCUGCGCUCGCCGGCACCGGUUAUCAAGCAGCACCACCCCACAAUCCCUAUGCCCCUCCUCCCGCACAGCCAUCCACCUCUGGCCGAUACACUCCCCAGCCGGUUGCCCAAUCCCCAUUAGCAGGUCCUUCCGGUGGACGUGCGGGCCCGCCCCAGGGUAACGUCAUUCCAGGACUACCUGCAUCCGGCCCACGGUAUGCUCCCCCACCCACAGCAUUUGGACAGCCCUCUACGACUUUGCCGUAUGGAUCGCAGCCGCCGCCACCGAUGGCGCCCCAGUACGCUCCGCAAGUGCCGCAGCUACCCCCACAGAGUCAGUACGGACCUCCCCCGGGCGCCCAGGGACCCCCGCCUCCUCGGUCUGGCCCUCCACCUGCCGCGGCACCUCCGCCAAAGCCCGCAACGCCUACCCCUCAACCGAUCAAGCAUCCCAAGGGCGAUCGUUCACAUAUCCCGCCCCAGCACAUGCCGAUCUUCGAGCUAUUGUCUGCGGACAUGGAACGAGUUAAGGCACGUGCGCCUCCGGAUUUCUCUCGCCAGGUCACGGAUACCGAAAAGCGGUUGAACAUUCUGUUUGACCAUCUCAAUAACGAGGAUCUGCUGUCAGCGGAGACUCUGGAGAGUAUGGCCACCCUUGCCAAGGCUCUUGCUGCUAAAGACUACAACACCGCGCGUAACAUCCAGGUGAAUUUGUUGACCAACAAGACCGCUGAGUGCACACAGUGGAUGACGGGAGUCAAGAGGUUGAUCGACAUGAGUCCUGUGGCGGAGUAGGCUAGAUAGACGGACGAACGGGCUUAAUGAGAAGGUGCUAGGGAUGGGCGGCGAUGUUUCUGUUUCGUUGUUUCAUUUUUCAUGUCGUUUGAAUGUUGUCUCUGAUAAAAGCGCGGCUGUUUCUGUGACGAUGAUGAGUGCUUUCGGUUGAAGUGCUUGUGGAUAUGGAUUCUAGGCACCCUAGAUACUGCGUGCUUGUAAUAACUUCUAUCUGUUCAUCUUGGCUGCCUCUAAUGGUUUGUGUGUAUCCGUGGCUAUUCAGGACCACAUUUGGUAGUUAUGGCGUCUGGAAAGCGG